CAUAGUUUAUAGGUAUUCACGUCUCAAGUCCAAGGUGUUAUAAGACGGCCAUCAAAAUAUGCCAUGGGGAUAAGGAGAAUCAUUUGGGAGAAAAGGAAGUUGUAUGGAGGAGGAAUGAGUUGCUAUGAUGGAAGUCAGAGGGAAAAAAAAUUCACAGGAAAAGGUACAAAGACAUCACAAGAGAAAAACAGACUUCAUAAAAACAAUGAUUCUGGUUCUUCGAAGACAUUCCCAAAAAAAGUUGUUAAGGAAGGUGGACCUAAAAUCACAGCUAAGAACUUCGAGAAAAAUGCCACAAAACCUGGGAAAAAAGGUGUGAAGCAGUUCAAGAAUAAGCAGCAAGGGGAUAAAGUACCAAAGAACAAAUUCCAGCAGGCGCGUAAGUUCAACAAGAAGAGAAAAUUCCAGCCAGACAGUAAAAAUGAAUCAGCAGCCAAGAAGCCCAAAUGGGAUGAAUUCAAAAAGAAGAAGAAAGAGCUGAAACAGAGCAGGCAACUCAGUGAUAAAACCAACUAUGACAUUGUGGUUCGGGCAAAGCAGAUCUGGGAGAUCCUAAGAAGAAAAGACUGUGACAAAGAAAAAAGAGUGAAGUUGAUGAGUGAUUUGCAGAAGCUGAUUCAAGGGAAAAUUAAAACUAUUGCCUUUGCACAUGAUUCAACUCGAGUGAUCCAGUGUUACAUUCAGUAUGGCAAUGAAGAGCAGAGAAAACAGGCUUUUGAAGAACUGCGAGGUGAUUUGGUAGAAUUGAGUAAAGCUAAAUAUUCCAGAAAUAUUGUUAAGAAAUUUCUCAUGUAUGGGAGUAAAGCACAGAUCGCGGAGAUAAUGAGAAGUUUUAAAGGCCACGUGAGGAAGCUGCUGCGGCACGCGGAAGCGUCAGCCAUCGUGGAGUACGCCUACAAUGACAAAGCCAUCUUGGAGCAGAGGAACAUGCUGACAGAAGAGCUCUAUGGGAACACGUUUCAGCUCUACAAGUCAGCAGAUCACCCAACUCUGGACAGAGUAUUAGAGGUACAGCCAGAAAAACUAGAGCUUAUCAUGGAUGAAAUGAAACAGAUUCUAACGCCCAUGGCCCAAAAGGAAGCUGUGAUUAAGCACUCACUAGUGCAUAAAGUAUUCUUGGACUUUUUUACCUAUGCACCCCCAAAGCUAAGAUCAGAAAUGAUUGAAGCCAUCCGAGAAGCGGUGGUGUACCUGGCGCACACGCACGAUGGCGCCAGAGUGGCCAUGCACUGCCUGUGGCACGGCACGCCCAAGGACAGGAAAGUGAUUGUGAAAACAAUGAAGACUUAUGUUGAAAAAGUGGCUAAUGGCCAAUACUCCCAUUUGGUUUUACUGGCGGCAUUUGAUUGUAUUGACGAUACUAAGCUGGUGAAGCAGAUAAUCGUAUCAGAAAUCAUUAAUUCCUUGCCUAACAUAGUAAAUGACAAAUAUGGAAGGAAGGUCCUGUUGUAUUUACUAAGCCCCAGAGAUCCUGCACACACGGUACGAGAGAUCAUUGAAGUCCUGCAGAAAGGAGACGGAAACGCACACAGUAAGAAAGACACAGAAAUCCGGCGACGAGAGCUCUUGGAGUCCAUUUCUCCAGCUUUGCUAAACUACCUUCAGGAACACGCCCAAGAGGUGGUGCUGGAUAAGUCCGCGUGUGUGCUGGUGUGUGACAUCCUGGGAGCGGCCAUUGGAGAUACCCAGCCUGCCAUGAAUGCCAUCGCCAGUUUGGCGGCAUCAGAGCUGCAUCCUGGUGGCAAGGAUGGAGAGCUUCACAUUGCAGAGCAUCCUGCAGGACAUCUAGUUCUGAAGUGGUUAAUAGAGCAAGAUGAAAACAUGAAAGAAAAUGGAAGAGAAGGCUGUUUUGCAAAAACACUCGUAGAGCAUGUUGGGAUGAAGAACCUGAAGUCCUGGGCUGGUGUAAAUCGAGGGGCAAUUAUUCUUUCUAGCCUUCUCCAGAGUUCUGAUCAAGAAGUUGCAAAUAAAGUCAAAGCUGGUCUGAAAAGCCUGAUUCCCACAUUGGAAAAAAACAAAAACACCAGCAAAGGAAUAGAAAUGCUACUUGAAAAACUGACUGCAUAAGUGGAAACAGUUGAGGACAAGUUGGAAUCAUUUUUCCUCUUCUGUUCUCCCAGUGUGGAAAAGAAGCGCUAGGGUCCGUCGUCCUGGUACUUUGGGUGCUCUUUACAUGUGUUUCUUUGUAUAAGAAUUUAUUUAUAAAAUGAUUUCUUAAAAUGGCUUUUUUAAAAAAAAAUCCCAGCCUUCUCCUUUAUCAUACUGGUAGUAAGCAAAUCACAAUGUAAAAGAUGUAACAGUCAUACACAGUGGGACCUACCAGAUGUAUAUGAAGUGGUUGCAUGCGUUGAUUCAGGGAAGAAGGAUGUCUUCAGUGGGCAGGAGUCUGAGAGGCUUCGUGAAAGAGGAGGAACCUGAGGAGGCCUCAAAGGAAGGCAGGGUGUGGUAAAGAAAGCCCCUGGGAGCACUUGGCGGGAGCAGUGAGGUGGACGUCAGGGAGCCUCAGGGCAUGAUGGGCCCAGGGCGGGGGUCCUCUACAGGCAGGGCAGCUGCACUCCCAGCCGCCUUAUGGAUUGGGCUCCACGUUAGAUUUUGUUUGGAACAAGCCACUCCAGUAUGUUAAAACUUGUAGGGAACAAGGUGCCUAGAUGAAUUGGGGUCACAGUGGGUAGUAGUGUCAUGGUCAAGGUCAUAGGGAAAAUCGCCUUGCCUUCGGAACUGGGCCUUCCAAGUUCCAAUAAGCUCCUUGUAAUGAGACUUUCUCUCUUGGGACUUUCCCUAAAGUAGUUGAAGCCUAUAGGGUUUGAGUGAGAAGAAAGGAGUUAAUAGUGCAGAAGUUUGAAUUUAAGUGCAAGUAGGAUGGAUGUUUGAGUUUUAAAACUAUACUUGGCUUCCCAGCAAGAAGGCUUGAAAGGAUUGGUAGAUCAGUCAGGCUCCCGGGGCCCUGCCGGUGGUGACCUGACUGCUUUUGAUACGGGGCCGUCGUGCUUUCUCUCAGCAGACUGCUGUCACCGGACACCCACUCGGGUCUGUGACAGAUACCUCUGAGGAGGAUGGCUGUGCCUUUCCUGACCAGACUGCGGGGUCCCAGGACUACUCCCAACACACAAGCUCCCAGGACUUCACCUGCCACCCUCUGUCCUGCUGGGUACAUUGAGCUAUCAUUCUCUUCUGGCCUGGAUUCUCCCCAUCCCCCGACCCUGCCAGGUCUCAGGGUGGAGGCGGACAGCUGGGGAAGCUGGGGACAGGAUGAGGAGGUAGUGGGGAAAAGGCAACAUUAGAGCUUGCUCUUGUUUGACUAAUAUAUUGUCACUAUCCUUUUUAGACAUUUCCUUUUUUAACUUCCUAAUAUAGGAAAUUACAGAUGAAGGCUUUUCACCACCACUGUCCCCCUACUUCUUUUCUCCCUGUCUCCCCAAUAGAAUUGCCUCAUUUUUGAUAAAUCAGUGUUCAGUUUAUAUGAUUAUGCCGACAUAAAUUGUUAAAUACUGAAGGAAGUAGUGAAAUGUCAUUACAUUUCCUACACCAUUUUUUUUUCCCCUGGAAUUAAUAAUUACCUCACUUGUUUUCAUUUGCUUCCUUUUCUACAUUUCUGUUAUUAAUUUUUCUCAAAUUGUCCAUCAGAAUUGUGUGAACUCUUUUCCUCUUUCUUCAGCCUGGCGAGGCUCCUGCGUUACUGGUGUCCAUCCCUUUCCACUUGGCUCCUGUAUUCUGACUAGUCUCCUUCAGUGUUUCCCAUUCAGUGUCCCUCGAGGGAGUCAUAGAUACAUUGAGGUUUUAACAGCCUCAUCUGUUACUCCACUGGGCCAUACAAACUUUCCCCUUGUGUGACCUACUACUGGGGCCCCCUUCCUGAAGUCAGUGAUGGAUUUAGGAAGGAGCCUGGCCGAUGAACCUUAGAAGAAAAGUGUCUUCCUGGGGAAGGUUCCUUAGGUCGCAGACUCAAAAGGAACAGAGCCCCUUUCCUGCCGGCAGACUUGAGUAUGUGCAGAAAGCAUACUGAGGAUGGCUGAGCAAGAAGGUGAAAGAAUCUGGAAUUUUGAUGCUGAGCUGCUGAAUAAAUCAACUCUCGGAGCUGCCCUCCUGAAUUUCCUGUUAUGUGAGAGAAGAAACUUUCUUUUAUCUUUUAGGCCAUUUUGAGUUGAAUCUUUUAGAGACUUGCAGCCAAAAAUACACUAACCUGUCUCUGAAUACUAAUUUCUACAGUAGCACAUCAGGUCACCUGGGAGCCACUGGCUGUCUGGGUAUCUUUUUUUUUUUUUUUAAUAUUUAUGUAUUUUCUGGGAGGAGAUAAUUAGGCCUCCUUAUUUAUUUUUGGUGGAAGUCCUGGGGACUGAACCUCUGGGUGUCUUGAAGAACUGCAGCAUCUCCAUCCUCCUCUCCCUGGGCCUUUUCUUCAUGUCUUCUCUGGGAAGCCCAUUUCUAGGACCCCAUGGAUUUCAUUUUUCUGCUUAGCAUUCUCUUUUGAAUGGGGCACAAUCUCCAUGAGCUUCCGGAGAAAGAAUGCACAUGAGGUAAAAUUUUAAAGUCUGAAUGUCUUUAUUCUCCCCUUUCAUGCCUGGGCACCUGGAUGUAAAAUUCUAGUUUAGCUGGAUAUAAAAUUCUAGUUUGACAUUCAGUUUGCCUCAGAGCUUUGAAGGCGCUGGCCAGUGUUCUGUUUGGCCCACAGAGUGGCUGUAGAAGUCCAGUGCCAUCCUCCAUGGGCUUUUAUGUGUGGCCUUUUGGUGGCGGGAGGCGUUUCUCUGAAAGGUUUCAGGACCUUCUUUAUCCCUGGCUUUCUUGUAUUUCAGAAUAAUGUGCACUGGUGUGUGUUGUGUGUGUUGUGUGUGUCUGCUCUUCAUUCUUCAUGCUGGAUGGGUCCUUGAGGAACUUAGAGAAGCCCUUCUAUCUGGGGGCUGUAUUUGUGUUGUCUCCUUAAUCCCCCCCACACAUACACCCCCACCUGCCUUUCUCUGUCCUUCUCUUUGAAACUCCUAUUUUUCAGAUUUCAAAUGUUGAUUUGGUCCUCUAAUUUUCUUUUUUCAAUUCUUUGGCUUUUUGUUUUGCUUUCUGGAUGAGAUAGCACCUCCACUCUCUCUACCAGCCAUUCCAGUGAAGUGCUCUUUUCUUGUUUCUUGAAUGAAAUACCUCUUUGGCCUCUGGGCGUGUUGUAUUUUCUGUUUCUUUUGUUAUGUUUUACUUUGUUUUGUCUCUUUUCUGCUGGCUGCACUUUUUAUUUUGAUCUGUCAUGUUUGAGACUUUCUGGGAGAGCUCUUUGGCUCUUCUUUAUAUAAUUAAGACACUAGAACCUGAUCAGAAAGGGGGCAGCCUGUCCAUUUCUCUGGACUGCUGACUGUUCAUGGCAUAGGUGACCAGGCGUGGAUGCUGUUUCCCUGGAGUCCUCCACAUUUCAGGAUCUGUAGGCCUUUUGUGGGGCCAUCAGUGCCUCCGAAGGGAAAUGCAGCUGGUAGUCAGUACUCUGGUUGCUCAGUGGUCAGUGUGCAGAACCUACCUGCUUUGACUGCAGUGCCUGUCCCUCGUGCUCUGUGGUACAUCCGGCCCCCUAGUCUAGAGAUAUUGAACCAACCUGAGUCCACAAAAUAAACUCUCAGCCUUCUCUCUGCCAGUGUGUGGAGGGCUAGUCAACCAGCUUUAGCCAAUCCCCCUGUUUUCCAUCCCAAGCCUCACCCUGUCUUCUGGCACUUUGCACCUCUAAUUGCUGGGAUUUUCUGUAGAUCAGAGUGAGAAUUAACGUGGUUCUCUGCACGUGCUUGGUACUCAGCUUUCUCAGCGCUGCUGCUUUCUCCGUGGCUUCCUCCUCUUCCAGGUGUUUGUUGCUGUUGUUCACCCACUGAUGGCUUCUCUCCCUCACUUGGUUGUCUUGACUUUAUACCAUGUUUAUUCUUAGCAGAAAUCCAGAAAUGGUUUUAACCAAAUUAAAAACAACCUUCCUGGCUAAAUGAAGGAUAUGUUAUCUUUGGAAAGGCUUACUGGAUUUGAGAAAGCCUUUAAUUUUAAAAUUUACCUUUGUAGUUUUCAGAUUGCACCAACCCCGUGCUUUCGCCAGGGAUCAGACAUUGCCUAGAAGGAAGGAGAACUUGCUUCCCCUUGAAGCCCAUGUUUUAAGUAGUGUGUGUUUGCCUACAGGGAUGAAGCUUCCUGCAUGUCUGAACUCAAAGGAUUGGCUCUUUACGAUAGGAGAUAGCACUUCUGUUGCUAUUUGCAAUGAAAUUUUGAAAAGGUUACAUCUUAAUUAUAGCAGAUUAGUCACUUUUAAGAGUAUGUCUAGCAAAGAUAAGGGUGUGUGUGUAUUUUUAGAAUAAUGGUUAAGGGAGAACAAGGUCUCAAAAAAAGCAACAGCUAAUACUGAACCGCUAAUGAAACAAUUUCUAGACCAAAAUUUAAUGAACUCAGAUGAACAUAAAAAUAUGCCUCUUGAACUCUUUUCUCACCUAUGAAAUUGUUUAACCUAAGUAAACUACGUUUAUAAUCAUCUCCAUCUGUUACAGGCUGAAUUAAUUGUGUCUCCUUCAAGUUUGUGCGUGGAAAUCUUAGCCUCUCUCCACCCCUCCACCCCCCCAAUACCUCAAAAUGUGACCAUAUUUGGAGGUAGAGUCUUUACAGAGGUAAUUAAGGUAAAGUGAAGUCAGCUGGGUAGACCCCCGUCCAGCAUGACUGGUGUCCUUGUAAGACGGGAUCAGGACGCACACAAAGAAGAUCGUGUGAAGACCAGAGAGGAGAUGGCCAUUCACAAGCCAGGGAGAGGGGGCUGCAAGUGGAGUGAACCCUGCUGACCCUGCACCUUGGACCUUCGGCCUCCAGAAACUGUGAGGAGAGAAGUUUCUGUUGUUGAAGCACCCAGUCUGUGGUGUUUGUUACACAGUCCUGGCAAACUAAUACACCACGUUUCCUUUUCGAAAUGUAAAACCAUCACCAUCUGUGUGCCCCCAAAUUCCCUAACCUUUUUCCCAGUUGCAUUCUUAAGGGUUUUAUAUGAACAGUCUUAACCAGGAGAUAGAUUGUGUUCUUUGGGUUGCCUGUCUUAUAUGAACAGGGGCUACGUGGCUGUUGUGCUCGGCAUUCCAGAGUGUGCAGACACUGAUUGCUGUGUGCACGUUUGCACCCAGAACAGCACCUUGGAAGAUGGUGCCGAUGUUUCCACUCCCUUCCCUGUGAAGGAGUGGUGUUCGGAAUCUUUCAUCAAAAUGUUUCCUAAUUUUUAAACAGGGACUCUGCCCACUGCUGAAUGUAAGUGGAUGAAGACAGCUUCACAAACGUCGUAAUGAGAAAUUUUGGCCAGCGCUCUCUUGUUCUUAGGGGAAUUCAUCCUGUCCUGGGAGCAAAUGAUAGUUCUUAGUUGUGCCUGAUAUGUGACAGCUACUUAAGUGGAAGGUGAUGGGAGUCUGGUAAGGUGGUGAGAAUCGUCUGACUUUGUGCUCUUGAUGACUGUAAUUAAGCAUAAGAAUAAUUUAGAUGUUUUAAAUGACUUCCAGAUGCUUGAAAACAGACUCUCCUUUUAGAUAGAAAUCGUGCAUGUAAAAGUCCUGUUCUUAUUGAUAAACCUGCCGGUAAAGCCAUCGGCCUGCUGCUAUUACACUCAACGUAGGCAGUGAUGGAAAGAAUAAACCUGAUUUUUAAAGACCUGUA
This is a messenger RNA of Vicugna pacos (alpaca), 7626 nucleotides long. The record is from RefSeq and is a predicted model, not a curated record. NCBI's taxonomy places the organism in Eukaryota, Metazoa, Chordata, Mammalia, Artiodactyla, Camelidae.